AUGGAUUUGGAAUUGACAUUAAAGGAUGCCUGCAAUGGCCUAAAAUCUAUACGAGCAACAGAACGUAAAAAAAGUGCCGAAAACCUAAAGGAAUUUUUGACAAGAAAUGCCGUGCCUUCGUUACUAAAUGAAAAUACUUUAAAAAAUAAAGGUUACACAUGGAAUAAUGUUUUUGAUGAUAUUAAUGAAUAUAUUUUAAAGGAAACUGAGAAAUAUGAGACAUCUAAAACGUAUGACGCUAUCACAGGGCCUUUGUGUUCCAGCCUACUACAUCUGUGUGUCACAGGAGCUAAUAAAGGAAAAGCAUAUCUAAAAUGUGAAAAAAUAACAGAAAUAUGUCUCUAUGUAUUAAAUGAUAAUCGCUUGUCAAAAGUUAUUGGUGAUGCUUAUUUAAAUUUGUUAUUCAAAUACAUUCUCCCAUGUGAAUACUACUUGGAUUACAUGACACCAAAAAUUUGGAAGGAUAUGUGGAAUGUUUGUGUGGCUUCGUGUGUUACAAAUAAUUAUAAGUUAGAUCACUUUACAAAACUUAGAUUGGUUCUUCUUGUUUUGAAAAGUGCAAAAGAGAAUUCUCAAUUUGUACGGCCAGUUAUUGAUUCUUUGCCAUUGUUAGAAAAAUACUUAUUAAAGAUUUCCAAUGACAAAAAACUGCAAGAUGUUAUUACAGAAGUCAUGAUAUUGCUUUUGGAAAUGUUGUCUUCGGAGUACAGGCUAACCAUAUGUCACUUUCUUGAAAUUAUGUUAUCAUCAGUAUUAAAAUUUUAUGAUGCAAAUAAAGACCAAAAGAAAAAGGUGAUGCUGUUCAAGCUGCUACAUCACACCAUAGCCCUUCAUCAUCCACAAGGUAGACGCCAACAUGAAGAAGGAAGUUUGGCGAAUAACUGGGAACAGUGGAACAGAUCGUUGAACAGUAUUACUGAGUUGAUCUGUCUAGAAGUGUUUUGGCUUUAUGAGCACAACGACAAUGAAGAUGAAAGUGCUUCAAAGAGACUUAGACUGAAUUUCAACAAAAACAAACAUUUUAGUGACUUAAUAAUGGAAUUGCAGCAGAAUCUAAUACCAUGGAUGGCAAUCGUCAAUUCGUACGUUAAAAAUUAUUACAGCAGCCUAUCUACUACAGAUUUUUCACUGUUACUGAACUGUCUCCACACAAUAUUGACCAACAACAAUGGUAAUUUAGAUUGGGAUAUCUUUGAAGAAUUAACAUGUAUGGCGUUACAAAACUUAUAUAGUUUGAUGUAUAAAAAUGAAGACAAUGAUAACACAUUGAUAUCAUUGUGGAACUCCUGCAUCAGAAAUUGUACUUCAGUCAUUGCAUCGCAUAAACCUAUGCAUACCAUUCUUCAAAAGUUAUUAGAAACAGAUACGGUUAAAUACCCUCAAGUACAACAACUAGUUAAGUUAUACCUUGAAAGUGAUAUACCUCUUACUACACAUACCGUCAAGAGUUUGAGCACGGUAUUUCAACACUGGUACAGUAAAGUAGGAUCUGAAGAUUGUCGAGCUAAAUGCCUUUUGUGGCUGACUGCGUGUGAUAUUUCAUCUGUUUGUAUUAAAAACGUAGCAGAAAUAAUAUUUAGACUACUUGCUAAUGAAAAUGUAAAUAUCAUAGCGUGUGGUAAUGUUGAUUCUGAGUAUAAAAACCUACGAGAAAUAUUAUUUGAUUCCAACGAAAAGUGUAUUUUAUUUACUGAGUUCGAAAUAGACAACUCAAUUACACUGAAAAAAACAGAAAAACGUAACGGUCGAAUUGAAACCGUCGAAGUUAUUGAAAAUCAAAUAAAAGAAUAUUUCAAAACAGUUCUAAUGGAAGCUAUUUUGAAGCUCCGUCAAAAAGAAGCAAAUUUAUUAAACACUAUUAAAUUAAUCAAUCUCGUCAUUUCAUACUUAGAUAUUCUUUUAGUACAUAACAUUAACUCUCAAGAUGAAGUAAAAUCUAUGGAAGUGUUUGGUCUUUUAAAAACGAUAUUAUCAUGCAUGUACUCCGCAUUGAAUACUAUGCUGCAAAGUAAUACACAUAUCCCCGUUAAGCUUAACGCACUUCAACUGGUAAAAGAACUAUUGAUUACUGAAUUCCAUUACCUGCUUACGAGUGUGCUAAGAUCUAGCAUCGAUGGAGAUUUAUUUCAUACUAUUAAUAAUGUAUUAAAUACGGAAGUCGAAACUAGUGAUGGUAAUGUUUCUGUGGAUGAAGAUGAGGAUGAAAUGAAUUUUAAUAGUUUGAAACAUAAUUGUUUCUUUGUCCUUGCCGCGUAUUGCAGAAAAGAAGCAGAAUAUCGAGACGAACUUGUGAAAUUGAUAUUAGAUGACGGCAUGUAUAAUUUUGAUACUGAUUUGCAAUGUAUAUUUCAAACCAUAGACAUAUUAACAGAAGCAAAUGUAAAAGUUCCACCUUUAGGUUUAGUAUUAACAUUGUUGCAAACUUUGUGUCGCAAAUUGUAUAGAAAUUCAAAGGCGUCUUAUGGAAUACUUAAAAUAUUAGUAAACAAUAUUGACAAGUUGUGUUUGCAUGACAAUAUAAGAAAGAAUAAUUGUUUUAUAAUGAUAAAGAGUUACUUGCAACUGUGUGCAGAUAUGUAUUAUCCGCCCAAGGUAGCUGCUCUCGUUUAUGAGUGUGCAGCUAAACUCCUUGUAUUAAAUCAGAAACAAGAUGAAGCUAUUGACAGAGCUUUUCAAAGUGCUUUCAUAACUAAAAUCAAAGGAGAGAUAUUAGAUGACGAGAACCAACUAGUACUAAAAGACGAGUCGGCUAACAGGACAUUCACAGUGCUUCAUUGCUACUUUGCACUGGCACAGGCCCACCCGUCAGAUAUUCAAAGUAUAAUACUUGAAGUUAUGAACUUACAAAAAGCUAAAUGUUUAGACAAAAAAACAGUUUUCAAAGUCUUGAAUCGAAUUGCAAAAACUGCAGGCAUUGAAGAUCUUACAUCUUAUUUAAAUUAUCACAUUCUCUCAAUAAUACAUUACUGGUUUUCCAAACAUAACACUGUGAAUGAUUUACCGAUAACUCUGUUUGGUUAUGAUGAUAUGGAUUCAUUCUUAGAGAACCAUAAGGGGUGGCUUAUUGCAGGUCAGAUACUGUGGUUCAAGGAGGGAAAUGUGGUCCAAAGCGACAUAUUAAAAUAUGUCGCUGAAUCACAAACACUGCCUGUUCAAAAUGUACUUGAAACUUGUUUUCCAAAUGUUAUCGCAUUGUGUUUGCCAUACAUUGUAAGCGAAAAGUAUGGUGUAGAAUACUAUCCAUUGAAUAAACGAAACGAUUUUAAAAGGGCUCUGAAAAAUGCGGAUCGUAUGUUUAUAGAGACACAUGAAAUUUUAAAAAAUGAUAGAUGGAACAACUUGUUUGUGGAGAAUAUCGGGGAUUUACUUAUGCUAGCAGCGUCUCAUGUGAGGGACUACGAUAAUACUGAAGAAGAGUUUGGUAUAAAGUUAAGGCCACAGCGACAAUAUUACUAUUAUCCGAAAAGCAUUUUCUCAGCUAUACUUCAAUAUUUUGAAAGCAUUACAGAUGAAAGCAUCGUUCAUUACCUUUGUAAAAACCAAACUAUAACAAUAUUGAAAAUAUUAUUUAAAUUAUGGAAAGAUGUUAUGCAAGAAAAAAUAUUUGAAUAUAAGGCUCUUGCCAUGCAUGCAUUUGUUACAUUUUUAAAAAACUUUCCUGUGGGCUUACCCUCUGACGCUUUUGUAUGUAACUACGCUUGUAACAGUUUCACACAGGCUAUCAAACAUUGUAAUGAGACUAAUCUGAUGAAAGUCCUGGUCAAAGGAUUGAGGAUCGUCCUCGAUUACUUCUUACCCCAUACAGCACCGUUAAUGAAAAAAACACUACUGGAGCUGUUACCAGUGCUGGUAAUUAAAAGAGAAAAGGGCUUUGAACAAGAGUGCGCCUCACUUUUAAAUUAUUUACUUAAUGAUAUGAAGGAUUUGUUAACAGGAAGCAAUGAUGUAGUCGAUUUUCUUAAUUCCAUGUCCCAAGGCAUUGUAGACAAUAGCGUUUGCGCCACUAUGACAAUGUUCAAAGAGAAGUUAAGAGCUCAUAAAAUCAGUUUGAGCCGCCCAAGUCACAAGACACUGCUAAAGUUGCGUCAAUUUUUAACCUGUAAUAAUGACAAUACACUUAUGUUGUACCGUGAAUUAGAAUCCAAAAGAUUUUCUGAAGAUUGUGAGACUAGUUUAGUUCAUCAAAUUAUCUACGAACUUUGUAAUAUUCUGAAGUCGCCGAAUGAUGAAAAGACUAUUAUUGAAGCCUGUAAUUGUUUAUCGGAGAUCAGUUCAUAUGACUUGAAAACCCUCGUCACAGUAUCACCAAUUAAUACUGAUGGUAUAAAAAAUGUAAAUCCAAAGGCAUACUUUAUUCAAGUUACUGUGAAAGCACUUCUAGGAGUUAUCUUUGAUGAGGAUCCUAAUGUCACCAACGAAGUGUCAGCAGCUUUGAUCAAGUUACUUCAGUGCUUUGACAUUAAUGACGUCACGGAGAUAGAAGAUGUUGACAAAGAAAUAUUGAAACCACUGUCGUCUACUAGUACAAUAACAAACGACACGCACGUUGAUGGCCUGAAGUUUGAACAAUAUUACACAAUAUUUCCAGAUGGAAUUUUUUUAAACGCGCUCCUCAGCAAAAAUAAAGAUGAUUGGUUGAGGGAAGUCACUUGUACCCUAUUGGAAUUCGUCAAUUCAUCGACUGAUUUUGUUAAUAGUUUACGAGAAGUUUGCAUCUUGAAGUCACAUGUUUGCCAUAAAAUACUACCCGCCUUACUAGGUUUAUUACUGGAAUGUUUGAGUGACAAACGCGUUCAGGCUGUGGGAAAACAUAUAAACAAAUUAUUUAACUAUAUUUACGAACAAACAUUUGAUAAUAAACUAGAAAGUAGUGGUAAUAGUAUUAUUACGUCUACUGCACCAGACGCGCUACCAGAUGGGCAUAAAGUCAUCAGUCAGUACAUGCUGGACAUCGUAGAUUUUGUUCGAAUGCAAAGAAGCUUUUGGUCAGUGCGGCCUGGAUGUCCGAAGAAAAGAUUAAAUUUUUUAGAACUCGAAUAUGAUAAAGUGGCGUGGGCAGCGGCAUAUAUCGACCAGAACUGGGCAGCUAUUUACUAUGGAGAGCUUUGGGGCGUGUUCCAGAACAGUGGUGUUUCGCCAUGCUCACCAGAAGCAACUACCAAUUUACCAGGUGGAGAAAUACUCCAAAUAAUCCUUAGGAAAUGCUACGUGUCUAUUGGAGAAAUGGAUGCCGUAGAGGGCUGUGGUACUGCACAUUUAACUAUAGAGAAUGAAAAACAUAAGCACCUCAUAAAUACUGGCCAAUACUCGGAUGCAUUAUUGCUGCAUGAUAUCGCACUGUCUUACGGGACCCAAUCAGAAUGCGACCUCCAGUAUGGUGUAGUACGAUCAUUGCACAAAUCUGGUAUGCACAAUCUCGCAUUAAGGUACAUCAAAUCCUUACCAGAAAGCGAUAACUUAAAUGACGUCAAAUAUGAAUGCUUGUCAUUCCUUGGCGAUUGGAGUGAUUUUGUAGACACUAAAGAAUUAGCCGAAAAGCAUAAAUUAAAAGGAUACAACCCACACUCGGUUCUUAAAGCAUUCCAAUAUGCGUGCCUCAAAAACUGUUUACAUAUUCAAACAACGCCUGAAUUUGAAGAUAAAUUAAUGAUACCUCUAAAUAAUGCAAAACUAACUGUGUCUAGAUUAUGUCACAAUUUAAAUUUGGAAAACUGUGAAAAUAUAUACAAGAUUUUAGAGAAGCUUCAUACGUUUAGAGACAUUGAAGAUUACUAUGAAGUGCGAAGAAAUCGUCUGAAUUUACUAGAUCUGCUUAAGCGGUGGGAUGUUGAAAACGUACCACAAUUUCACGAUUUCAAGCAUAUAGAAGCAUUGGCGUCUCAGCGAGUUUUGAUACUGGAACACGCUGCAAAAUCACAUACAUGUUCCAUGAACGAAAUAGUUUCGUUGCAAGUUAAAUAUGCAAAAAUAGCCUUAAAUAAUAACAGAGUUCAAAUGGCGCAACGUUUGUUAGCCAUAGCUUCAAAGUCACAAAUGAAUAAUGAUAUUGCUCUAGUCGAGAGUGAAGUAUCGUGGGCUAAAGGCCAUAAGGAAUUAGCCUUGUCUCUUCUACGUAAUAUUGUGAACAAUCAACCGUUGGAUACAAAAUUGGCGGCUAUAUCGUUACGGCGGUACGCAUUGUGGAUGGCUGAUUCAAAGCACGAUACGCCAAGAGACAUUGUAAAUAAAUACUUGCAAAAAAGCUUACAAGUUUUAAGGCAAGAGGACGUCGAUGUAAGGCUGUCGGUAUAUCGCGAUAUAGCGAAAUUUGCAGAUGCUGAAUAUAAGCAGGUGGUGUCUUACAUGAACUCGUCAAUAUUUGAGAACAGAGUUAAAUGCGUUGAGAAUAUGAAGGGUACAGAAACAUCUCUCAGUAAGAGAAUUACAAAGUCGUUAUCAAAAGAAGAGGGUAGAGCAUUAUCUACUAAUAGACGAUUCAAAGAAUUAGAUGAAGCUGAAAUUGCCAACACACGAGCUGAAAGAGAAAACUUUUUACAAUUAGCUAUGAGAUAUUACUUAUUAUCUCUAAAGGAAUGUAACGAGAGUAAUUUGUCAGUGUUUAGAGUAAUAUCAUUAUGGCUUUCCAACCGGGACUUUGAGUUUCAAGGAGAUGACAGCGACACAUUUGAAGAUUUAUUGCACGCAAUACCGUCGUGGAAAUUCGUUACUAUAUUGCCUCAAUUGGCCCCUCGCGUAACCAAUGAAGAUACAGCGUUCAUUCGAAAUUUGAAAAUACUUCUGAAACGUUGUGCCGUAGAUCAUCCCCACCACACGCUGCCUAUUCUGUUUCUUCUGAAGAACUCUGACAAGGACAGCGUAAUACUUAAUGCAAGUGGUUCGAUCGGUAGUGCAAACCGAGCGCGAGAACAAGAGACACGAACAUUGGCGGCGCAGGCGCUUGUUGCUCAACUUCGUCACCAUAAUAAUGAUCUUACUAUUAUUAUAGACCAGAUGGAAAAAAUGUGUGACGCAAUGAUAAGUUUCGCUAACCACGUGCCUACGUCGCGUUCAAAGAAACAAAAGAUACCAGACGCGGAAAACAUACACAAGCUGCGAAACUUGAGUGCUAUCCCCGUCCCCACUGUCACGUUGCCUGUCAAACACGACUGCACAUACUCACACAUACAAACGUUACACUCGUUUGAGACGUACUACGAAUUAGUAGGCGGUAUGAACUGCCCAAAGAAAAUCAAUUGCUUGGAAUCUUCAGGGAAGAAACAUAUUUUGUUGAUAAAGGGUGGGGAUGAUAUGAAACAAGACGCAGUUAUGCAACAGGUUUUUAACAUUGUUAAUACACUUUUGGAAAAAGAUCCUGUAACAAAUAGAAAUAAACUUUUGAUUAGAACUUAUAAGGUAGUGCCAUUGUCGCGUUUGUCAGGCGUGUUGGAGUGGUGCGAAGGUACCGAACCAAUUGGAAUGUACCUAGCGGGGACUGAAAAUAGAGGUGCUCACGCCCGGUAUCGUCCCCAGGAUAUGUCUUGUGAGGCCGCUCGCAAGAAGAUGAUUGAAAGUUGUAAUGAAAAUACUUCUCAAAAGUUGGCAAUUUUCAAAAGAAUAAUGAAAGAAUUUAAACCAGUGUUUCAUUACUACUUCACUGAACAUUAUCUAGAUCCUGUCACGUGGUACGAGAGAAGAUUGGCCUAUACCAAAAGUGUUGCAACAUCGUCGAUGGUGGGUUAUAUCCUAGGCCUUGGUGACAGACAUGUGUACAACAUUUUAAUUGAUCAAAGGACUGCUGAAGUAAUUCAUAUAGAUUUAGGUAUUGCAUUUGAUCAAGGGAAAACAUUGCGUACUCCAGAAACUGUGCCGUUCCGUUUAACUCGGGACAUCAUUGCUGGCUUCGGCUGUAGCGGUAUUGAAGGAAUAUUUAGACGAUGCUGUGAAAAAACAAUGCAACUGCUUCGCGAUAACCAAGAGACACUCCUAACAAUAUUAGAAGUGUUGUUGUGUGAUCCGCUGUAUUCUUGGUCUGUAAAAACCGCACAACAAAAUGCUCCCGCAACAAGCAUGCAUAAUAAGGAUCUCUGCACGACGGGUCCUCCGAGUGGGCUUGCAAAACGCGCAUUGCUUGUAGUGACAAGCAAGUUGAGUGGUACGGAGGACGGUGUGGCGGGCGGAGUGGCGGUGGCCGGCCAAGUCGCUCGCCUCUUGCGCGCCGCCACUGAUCCCUUUAACCUCUGCCGCCUGUUCCAUGGCUGGCAACCAUACCUGUGA
This is a messenger RNA of Arctia plantaginis, 8253 nucleotides long. NCBI's taxonomy places the organism in Eukaryota, Metazoa, Arthropoda, Insecta, Lepidoptera, Erebidae. The record is from the annotation of a GenBank genome assembly.